Messenger RNA from Mangifera indica (mango), 1759 nucleotides. Its product is annotated as magnesium transporter MRS2-I-like. The record is from RefSeq and is a predicted model, not a curated record. The transcript has 11 exons. Gene Ontology annotation, biological process: magnesium ion transport; transmembrane transport. Gene Ontology annotation, cellular component: membrane. NCBI's taxonomy places the organism in Eukaryota, Viridiplantae, Streptophyta, Magnoliopsida, Sapindales, Anacardiaceae. Gene Ontology annotation, molecular function: magnesium ion transmembrane transporter activity. Bases 254 to 1408 code for a protein of 384 amino acids.
CUCCGCUAACUGCCAUUUAACCCAUGCAAAUAUCUCCCCCACAUGUGUUUCACUCUGAGGAAUAGGAGUUGUACAAGAUUCCCCUUUCUCUGCUCUUCUCGUUUUUAACUCCCAAUCUUUCUUUCACUUUAAUUUUCUUAAUUUCACUUUCCCAUAACUCACCAUCUUUACUCUACCAACUCAUUGCUUUGUUCUUGUUCAUGCACACUGGCUUUACUCAACUUGCGGAAGUGAAUUGUGUAUAAUUUGAAUUAUGGCUCUUGUGGAUCAAGCUACCUUGAAGAAGAAGACUGCGGUUUCCAGGAGCUGGAUUUUGUUUGAUUGCAAAGGACAAAGCACUGUUCUUGAUGUUGACAAGUACGUUAUUAUGCGACGAGUUCAGAUUCACGCUAGAGAUCUUCGGAUUCUCGAUCCUAUGUUAUCCUAUCCUUCGACCAUUCUAGGAAGAGAUAAAGUGAUUGUUCUCAAUUUGGAGCAUAUUAAAGCGAUUAUUACUUCAGAGGAGGUGUUAGUUAGAGAUCCAAUGGAUAAUCAUGUGAUUCCAGUUGUGGAGCAAUUGCAAAGACGAUUGGCUCCUGAUAAUCUAACGAGCCAAGGCAAAGGAGAAGAGGAAGAGCAUCCUGGAGUGAGAAAUGAUUAUGAAACUGGUGAAAGGAAUGAAUUUCCAUUUGAAUUUCGUGCAUUAGAAGUUGCUUUAGAAGCUAUUUGUAGUUUUCUUGAUGCACGUACCAGAGAACUCGAGACCGAUACUUAUCCUGCUCUGGAUGAGUUGACCUCCAAGAUUAGCAGUCGUAAUUUGGAUCGGGUGCGUAAGUUGAAAAGCGCAAUGACAAGGUUAACUAACCGGGUUCAAAAGGUCAGGGAUGAACUUGAACAACUUCUAGAUGAUGAUGAUGAUAUGGCAGACCUUUACUUGUCAAGAAAAUCGGCUGUAGCAUCUUCACCUGCCAGUGACUCUGGCGCUCCCAAUUGGUUUCCUGGAUCUCCAACUAUUGGUUCAAAAAUAUCCAGAACAAGUAAAACUAGUGCAGCAACAACUCCAGAGGAGAAUGACGUGGAGGAACUUGAAAUGCUGCUUGAGGCUUACUUUAUGCAAAUCGAUGGCACCCUGAACAAAUUAUCCACGCUGCGUGAAUACAUAGAUGAUACUGAGGAUUACAUAAACAUUCAGCUUGAUAAUCAUCGAAAUCAGCUGAUUCAGUUAGAGCUCUUCCUAAGUUCUGGGACUGUUUGCUUGACUAUAUAUUCUUUGGUGGCUGCAAUAUUUGGCAUGAACAUCCCCUAUACAUGGAAGACUGAACAUGGAUAUGUAUUUAAAUGGGUGGUCAUCGUCACCGGUAUAGUUUGUGCAUCCCUUUUCUCAAUAAUAAUCUUCUAUGCUCGGCACAAAGGUCUUGUCGAGUCUUGACACGUAAUAAAAUCAGUUUGGAAGGAGGUAUUGGAAGCAUAUUUAGUUGCUCUUGGGAAGAAAGUUAUACAACUCAAUGUAAAUUCAAAUUAUGGUGCAUUGCAUUUAUAAUCAUGUUGGGGUCCUCAUAGUAAUGUUAGUGAUAGAGAUUUGAACAAGAGUGGGUAGGCAUCAUUAUGUUGGAGGAGAACUUGUUGUGGCUGUAAGAUUAGGUAACUUGUCUCGGCCCUUAGGUACAACCAAAUUGAGGAGGCAUAAUAAUUGCUGUGUAUGAAAUUAUAAAGCUUGGAUUAUGACGCAUCUUUUCUUUUCUUGAGCAAAUUGAUGAUAAGAUUAGAUUGUUCUUCAUCA